This is a messenger RNA of Odontomachus brunneus, 2003 nucleotides long. Its product is annotated as alcohol dehydrogenase 1-like. The coding region runs from base 703 to 1479 and encodes 258 amino acids. Lineage: Eukaryota; Metazoa; Arthropoda; Insecta; Hymenoptera; Formicidae. The record is from RefSeq and is a predicted model, not a curated record. Gene Ontology annotation, cellular component: cytoplasm. Gene Ontology annotation, molecular function: oxidoreductase activity, acting on the CH-OH group of donors, NAD or NADP as acceptor. The transcript has 8 exons.
UUUAAAAGUCUUUCUCAUUUUUCAUAUAAUAUACAUUUCUUGAAAGGAAUUCCAAAUUUUUCAUCCAUUGUUAUUAAAUACAUAUGAGAAUUUUUAACAAUGACCCAUCAUAUUUGCAAUAUUGGUUUUAUUUUACUUUACUUUUUGAUAUAUUAAGUAGAGAAACAUACGAAACAUAUAUUAUAUAAGAAAUCUUCGAAGAUAUCAUAAAUUUAUUUGAAUACUAGACAGUCUCAUUUAAAGAUAAAUUCUAGUUAUUAUAGAAUAUUCAACAAAAUAUAAUUUAUUCACUCACAUUUUAUAUUAAAUGUGAUGUUUAUGUACUCGUUACGGCUUAAUUUAUAUUUCUAUUUUUUUAAUUAUAAGCGAAGAAACACUUGAAAACGCUAUGAAUUAUCAACUGCCAUUCUUUAUAAGUUAAAGAUAAUAAAUUCCGGAUCGACUGAGAAAUGUAAACACUCCGUGAUAUUUAAAAAGUUGCCAUAAAUUAGAGAUAAAAGAUAUUAUUUAUAAAGAUAAUUAUCAUAAUGUAAAUUUUAAAGCGUCCCGAGUACUCACGGACAGUGUUGUUGCAACCAGAUAGUCGCAAUAUUUUGUGUCGAGUAAUACAAUGUCUCAACAAUAUUGAAUUUCAAUAGUAGUAUUGUGUCUCAAUAAUACAGAACUAUAAUCUGCUCCACACAUCAAGCUAAAGUAUAAAUAAUGGAAAAUAUACAAGAUAAAACAAUAAUAAUUACCGGUGGUGGCCGUGGUAUUGGCUAUAGCAUUGUUGAAGAAUUACUUCGCAAAGGUGCAAAGAAAAUCGCUAUUGUCGACCUGCCUAUGUCGAAAGACCACGAAGCAGUGACUACUUUGAAAGGAAAAUUCGGGGAAGAACGUGUCAUCUAUUUUCCGUGUGAUAUAACAAAAACCGAAGACUUCAAAGAGAUUUUCAAGCAAAUUGUGAGAGUUCUCAAUGGACUGGAUAUACUCAUCAACAAUGCUGGACUUCAAAAUGACAAUUUGGUUGAACAGACCUUUAAUAUAAAUGUGAUAGCGCUAAUUCGCGGUUCACUUAUGGCUUUGGAUUAUAUGGGAAAGCACAAUGGCAGCAAGGGAGGUACCAUAGUAAAUGUAGCAUCCACAGCUGGAAUUGUACCUUCACCUGAACUAUCAGUAUAUUCUGCUUCUAAGUUUGCGGUCGUUGCAUUCGGUCGCAAUCUCGAGGCCUUUUAUAACAAAACCAAUGUUCGUAUUCUAACAUUAUGUCCUGGUUUAACAAAAACGAAAUUGGCAAUGGAUAUCAGCACUAAUACCGUUCUCGAUUUUGUGGAUGAAGAAAUGGUACAGAGCAUAAAUACUUUUACAAAACAACCAUGUACACAUGUAGCAAAUGCUGCUAUCGAUCUCAUUCAAAAGGGUGAGAAUGGAACAAUUAUGGUUGUUAAAAAUAAUGAGCCACCAUUUGCUAUAAAAAUACCAUUGUAUGUUUGCAAGUAAAAUUCAGCAUUAGGCUCUUACACAAAGGGAUUAAGCAAUAUUAAAAAAAAAAAAAAACUGGGAACUAUCCCCAGAAUCUAAAAUAAUGUAUUUGAUAUAAUCAAAAUUUUACCAAAAUUUAAUCAAAAUUUUAGAAGAAACAAGAGAAUACACACUUACAUAUAUAUAAUAUAUAUGUAUAUGUACACACAUAUAAUUUGUACAUAAUAAUAAUAAAACCCUACAAAAUGCAAAAUAAAAGUAUGGCAGAUAUCAGUACAAAAAUAAUAUAAUAUUUAUUGUUAUAAUAAUUGACAUAUUGUGGUAAAUUCAGAUGGGGGUGUUAUUGCCAUUCUAGAAUAUAUCUUAAAUAAUAUAAUUUUAAAUAAUAAUUUUAAAUAUAUCCUAGAAGGCGCAUGCGGCGAUAAUAGCCUCCAUUUGAAUUUACCACAAUAUGUUAAUUAUUAUAACAAUAAAUAUUAUAAUUAACACAUGUAUCUUUGGUAAUUAUAAUAAAUGUUAAAUAUAUAGUAAUUUUUAUAAUA